This is a messenger RNA of Amblyraja radiata (thorny skate), 2157 nucleotides long. RefSeq names its product T-cell surface glycoprotein CD3 epsilon chain. Gene Ontology annotation, cellular component: alpha-beta T cell receptor complex; external side of plasma membrane. The transcript has 6 exons. Bases 556 to 1116 code for a protein of 186 amino acids. The record is from RefSeq and is a predicted model, not a curated record. Gene Ontology annotation, biological process: positive thymic T cell selection; cell surface receptor signaling pathway. NCBI's taxonomy places the organism in Eukaryota, Metazoa, Chordata, Chondrichthyes, Rajiformes, Rajidae. Gene Ontology annotation, molecular function: transmembrane signaling receptor activity.
UCUCAAAGCAUUCCUGUUCUAAUAAUCGUCACUCCAAACCGAGCUCUCUACUUGAUGAUUUCCCUCUGCCCUCUACCCCUCUCCUCCCUCACCCCCCUCUCCCUUCCUCUGGCACCUCUCGUACCAUCUCCAUCCCUUCUAAUUCCUCUCUUCAGACUUGCUUUCAUGCCCUCUCCAUCUAAAACGGGUUCCGUUAAACCAACACUAUCCUUCAGUUAGAUCUAAAUCUAUAGCUCACUGCAGGCUCCAUUACUUGAGAUUUGUCGAUGUAAGUUUAAAGAGUUAGAAGGUAAUGCUUGAUUCGGAAGUCGGGAUGGAAACUGUACACCGCGGGGGAUGUCGACUUGUGGCUUUGUGCGUGUUGUUGAGAAGCUGCACACAAGGCCGCAGUGGGUGAAGGCAGUUGUUUCUCUCCGUUUCCUGUUCGAUGUUGAGCACUCCAGCAGCAUUCAGCUGCGUGAGAGUCAGUCACACAGUUUGGGCCAGGCCACAGUCUUCUGAUUGCCUUCCAUAGAAAAAGUAAAACAGCAUCAGGACAUCGUGAUCCCCGUGGAUAUGGGAGCAAAGAUGUUGUGGGCGCUCUCUGGAAUUGUCAUUGCUGCAACCUUGCAGUGGCUGGGAGUCGCAGCACAAACAGAUGCACCUUAUGUGACAGUUGCAGGGACUACUGUCACUUUAAUAUGUCCCUUGGUUGAAGGAAAGAAACGUGAAUGGUUUAAGAAGCUGAAAUCAGGCACAGAUUCAGAUCUUCAAAGCGAGGAGUCAAACUAUGUUAUAAAAGAGUUCACCGAUUCCAAUAACGGCGAGUAUUAUUGUAAGGAUGGUGCUGCCACAUACAGCUUCUACAUCCGAGCCAAAGUUUGUCAAGGCUGCAUUGAACUCAACACAGGGUUGGUCAUCGGUAUCAUCUGCGGCGAUCUGUUCUUCACUCUCCUGGUGGCUGGGCUUGUCUACUGGUUUGCCAAGCAAAGAGGAGCAAUCGCCAAAGAUUUCCGUCCACUUGAACCUGCCUAUCCACCGAGUCGCCCACCACCCACGGCUCCGGCAAAUCAGAGUGAAUACGCGCCGAUCAAAAGUGGACAACGGGACGUUUAUGACAAGUUGCAAAGACGUUGACUGCAAAGACAUUUAAAGAAAUGGAGUCUCCUUUUCUCUAUUGCCAGUAUUCCUGUACUCUCCUCCCUUCAGUAGCUGGGCUACAUUUCAGCUGUCCCACUGCCCUUUGAUACACAAGUGCCUGCUCGUACGACUGUCAAUAUUGGGGCCAUCACUAAUGGCUGGAUUUCAACAAUUUCAACAAAUCUCAACAAUUCAAAAUGAUGCUGGCGACUUUUAACUGGUCCACAAAUCUGCUGUUACUGUCUCUGCUCUAUGGGAGAUUUUUAGUUUCACCGGCUUCCCUGAAAUCCCUCAUCCCUGUAAAAAUUCCUCUGGGCCCUUCCUAUCCCACGGGCGUCAUUUGCGCGUCACGCAGGUGGCACGCGAGGAUUUUAAGCAUCCCAAAUUCCUGGGGCGCUGCGCGCUUCGCGCAUCACUGCAUACGCCAGCACGCCUCACCACGUGCCAUGCGCGUGUCAUGCCCGCCAUGCGCGCGCCAACCAAUUUUUAGGAUGUCGCGUAAAUGACGCGCAAAUGGCACUAAAAGUGGGACAGGCCCUUUAGCCUUCAGAAUCUUUUAGUGGGAUGACCAGAACUGAGCACAAUACCACAGAUAAGGCCUGACUAACGUUUUAUAAUGGUGUGGUCUUAUUACCUUGCUUUGUGCUUUGUGGCACUGCUUAUAAACAAAGGGUGCCAUUGCCCGUUUCUUUAAUGGCCUCUGCUGGAGAAAGAAUAAUGUGGGCAUCCGUCUGAGGAUAAUUGAAGUUUCUUUCUCAGAGGUGUUUCGCCUUGGCUGGAUCUUGCAAGCUCAUUGCUUUCACCAUGGGCUUAGCUCACGCUUCAGCCCAGUUAGAAUCUAUGCCAUUUUUAAACUAGUCCUUAAAUGCAUAUUGUACCCAGCUGCUUAAUGUAACCCCCAGGUCCCUUAUUUAAAUGUGUUUCUCCAUAAUCAGGUUACACAAUUCUAGUACGUUUGUGCUAUGUAUCAGUGACAGUGUCACUAAUCGUCAUUUUGUUCCAUGUUUUAUAGUUUUAAUAAAGGUAAAGGUCAAAUCU